Pseudo-nitzschia multistriata is the source of this 1056-nucleotide messenger RNA. The record is from the annotation of a GenBank genome assembly. NCBI's taxonomy places the organism in Eukaryota, Bacillariophyta, Bacillariophyceae, Bacillariales, Bacillariaceae.
CAGUACCGAAGGUAUAUUCUUCUUYUCUCACGUUCUUCCAUAAAAUCAAACUUCCAUCGCACCAACUCAUCAGAAUUCGAGAAAAAAACUCUUCUCAAAGUGUCGGAACAACGGCGACUAAUCGUACCCUACUCUUGAGCCGAUUGCGGUUCUAAUUCUUUCGGCGUUUUUUCCCAAAAACAUUAGCAACGCUGCUGCUACAGUAUCAUCCAUUUUCCUCCAUUGUCCCUUUCUUCACAAGUCCUAACAUUACAAUCCCCUAGCAUUUUCCCACGUUGAAGAUGAUGAAACUAAUGAAACCAGUACUUAAUCAAACACCAGACACUUCUAGUGUGGACAAAAUGACACGCAGCAUUUCAGCAUCGACUAUCCCAACUUUGGACUCCACGUUACAUUCCGACGACUCAACAUGUAGCUUCACUCCCAGUGAAGACGAACAAGCAUUCUACGGAAGAAAUGAAGCCGCUCAAGAUAUAACAUCGAGUUGCUCACACUCUCCUUGCGCACCACUAGGUCCCUCAAGCCCUGAAUCCCCGGCCUCASCGGUAGAAGCUACAGCUACUSCAACUAGCACCAGUUCCUCAGGGAAGAAACGUGUUCGAUUUGGUUCCCUUGUCAUACAUGAACAUGCCGUUCAACUGGGAGGAUCGGGAGUACCYGGAAGUGGUCCGUCAAUAUCACUGGGAUGGAGGGAAGAAAAUUGUUAUACGGUGGAUUCCUUGGAAGAAUACGAGGAUUCUCGCCCGUGUCUGCCUCGCAAGAGCAUUGAGAUGUUGCAACCGAAGUCUCAACGCGUUGAUCUACUUCUUAAUGCAGGUUACUCCAUGAAUCAAAUUCGAGUGUGCAGUAAUGAAUGCGAUGAAAUAAGGAAACUCCGAUCCCGGACAGUGAGCCGCGUACAGUUUGGAUACCGAACAAAAUCAAACCUGAAAAAGUUAUUGACUUGGAARAAAGAGCAACCCAAGAACGAAUAAAUCGUUAGCACCGUUGACACUGUUCGGGAAACUAUUCCCUARCACAACAUAUGUUGCCAUGAACUAAAACACUAGAUACGAA